Diceros bicornis minor is the source of this 2175-nucleotide messenger RNA. It is a transcript of the gene HGFAC, whose product is annotated as HGF activator. Gene Ontology annotation, molecular function: serine-type endopeptidase activity. NCBI's taxonomy places the organism in Eukaryota, Metazoa, Chordata, Mammalia, Perissodactyla, Rhinocerotidae. Gene Ontology annotation, cellular component: extracellular region; rough endoplasmic reticulum. The record is from RefSeq and is a predicted model, not a curated record. Gene Ontology annotation, biological process: blood coagulation; zymogen activation. The transcript has 13 exons. The coding region runs from base 52 to 2109 and encodes 685 amino acids.
GCCGCUCUGCUCCUGCCUCCUGCUGCCCCUCACGCCAGCUCAGGAGGAGCCAUGGGGCGCUGGGCCUGGGUCCCCAGCCCCUGCCCUCUGCCCAGGCUGUCCCUGCUGCUGCUGCUGCUGCUGGCACCUCAGGAGGCCCGGCCCCAGGCCGGCAGGAGCCAUACGGAAACCCCAAAACCUAAUGCCACAGUGAUCCCUGGAACCCCCAUGAUCCCCGUGACGUCGGUGACUCCCAACACGAACGCUUCAGAGGCAGAGGGACCUGGUGGUGAGGGACUCACUCCUCUGCCUGGCAGCAGCCCUGGGGGCCCAGUGCUCACCGAGGACGGGCGGCCGUGCAGCUUCCCCUUCCGCUAUGGCGGCCGCAUGCUCCACUCCUGCACUUCGGAGGGAAGCGCCCACAGGAAAUGGUGUGCCACGACUCACAACUAUGACCGGGACAGGGCCUGGGGCUACUGUGUGCAGUUCUCCGCGCCCCGGGAGGACCCAGCUGCCCCGGAUCCCUGCUCCUCCAGCCCCUGCCGCAACGGGGGCUCGUGCUCCAACACCCAGGCCCCCGAGUCCUACCAUUGCACCUGCCCCGUGGCCUUCACGGGCAAGGACUGUGGCACCGAGAAAUGCUUCGACGAGACGCGCUACGAGUACUUGGAGGAGGGCGACCGCUGGGCCCGCGUGCACCAGGGCCGGGUGGAGCGGUGCGAGUGCGCGGGGGGCCGGGUCCAGUGCGAGGGCACCCGCCACACAGCUUGCCUGAGCAGCCCGUGCUUGAACGGGGGCACCUGCCACCUGCUCGUGCCCACGGGGACCUCCGUAUGCGCCUGCCCCCCAGGCUAUGUCGGGCGGCUCUGCAACAUCGGUGAGUCGAGUUGCUUGGCCUUCCAGCCACGUGGGUCGGUCUCCUGGCCCUGCACCCUGGGGACCGGGAGUCAGGGUGGACGCAGCCUCGGGCCCGGGCUCACCCAGCCCACGCCGCCCACAGUGCCCGCCCAUCGCUGCUUCAAGGGGGACGGCACCGAGUACCGAGGCGUGGCCAGCACUGCUGCUUCGGGCCUCAGCUGCCUGGCCUGGAACUCCGACCUGCUCUACCAGGAGCUGCACGUGGACUCCGUGGGCGCCGCGGCCCUGCUCGGCCUGGGCCCCCAUGCCUACUGCAGGAACCCAGACAAGGACGAGCGGCCCUGGUGCUACGUGGUGAAGGACAGCGCGCUAUCCUGGGAGUACUGCCGCCUGGCGGCCUGCGGAUCCCUUGCCAGAAUUCAGCCCCUGCCCCCCGAGGUCCUGCUGACCCUGCCUGAGCCCGCCCCAGCUGGACGCCAGACCUGUGGCAAGCGGCACAAGAAGAGGAGCUUCCUACGGCCACGCAUCAUCGGUGGCUCCUCCUCCCUGCCCGGCUCCCACCCCUGGCUGGCCGCCAUCUACAUUGGGAACAACUUCUGCGCUGGGAGCCUUGUCCACACCUGCUGGGUGGUGUCUGCGGCCCACUGCUUUUCCAACAGCCCCCCCAGGGACAGUGUCUCGGUGGUCCUGGGUCAGCACUUCUUCAACCGUACAACGGACGUUACACAGACAUUUGGCAUCGAGAAGUACAUCCUGUACCCCCUGUACUCGGUGUUCAAUCCCAGUGACCACGACCUCGUCCUGAUCCGGCUGAAGAAGAAGGGGGACCGCUGUGCCGUCCGCUCCCAGUUUGUCCAGCCCAUCUGCCUGCCUGAGCCCGGCAGCCCAUUCCCUGCUGGACACAAGUGCCAGAUUUCGGGCUGGGGCCACCAGAACGAGAACGUGAGCGGCUACUCCAGCUCCCUGCGGGAGGCGCUGGUGCCCCUGGUCGCCGACCACAAGUGCAGCAGCCCGGAGGUCUACGGGGCCGACAUCAGCCCCAACAUGCUGUGCGCCGGCUACUUCGACUGCAAGUCAGACGCUUGCCAGGGGGACUCUGGCGGGCCCCUGGCCUGUGAGAAGAACGGUGUGGCCCACCUGUACGGCAUCAUCAGCUGGGGCGACGGCUGCGGGCGCCUCAAUAAGCCUGGUGUCUACACCCGCGUGGCCAAUUACGUGGACUGGAUCAACGACCGGAUUCGGCCCCCUAAGCGGCCUGAGGAUCGCUCCUGAGACCCCCGGGGGGCAUCCUGCCUCCGCACCGUUCCCCGCCUCGCUGGCAAUAAAGACGUUUCCAGG